GAUUAAAAAAAAUUAUCAAUCAAUACGCUUUUAAUUAGCCAAAAAUCUAACCGCACCUAAAAUUUUUAUAAAAACUAUAAAAUUUAUAUAAAAUUUAUAUAAAAUUUAUACAAAAUUUUAUAAAAAAAUUAAAAAAUUUAAUCAAAAAAUAUAUUAAUUUUUUUUUUUAAAAAUAUUUUUUAAAAUUUUUUAUAAAUUUUUAUUCAAAAAAAAAUUAAACUUAAUUUUUAUACCUCGUAUAAAACAAAUUAGAUUUAUCUAACAUUUUAACAUUUAACAAAAACGCCUAAACUUUUAUAACGUUUAUCCUAAAUAACAAAAAAAUCCUAUUUUGUUGUUUUUCCAACUCUGUUGCUUAACGCCUUUUUACAAAUUUUAUUUUUAUAAUUUUAUCAAUCCCCCCCCCCUUAAUCGAAAAUGAAAAUUACCAAAGUAUUAUACCUCUUCGCUGCUUUGUUAGCAGUCAACUUCAUUGCUCCAAGCUUCUACAAUAAUGUUGUAGCAGGAAAGAAAGUUGCCGCCGGUUACAAAAAAUUAACCGACGCUGAAAGAAAAAAGAGAAACCAAAAGAUCAUGAUGAUCUCCUCCAUUGCUUCUGGUAUUGCCGUACUCCUCGGUACUGCCUUAGGCCUUGGUCUCCACUACAAAAACAAACAAGAUAACAAAAAGGGAACCCCAAACACCAAGAAAGAGCCAUUACUUGGUGGAUUGAACCAAAAACAACCAACCAAAGGCAGCAACAUCCAAUAAAUGCGGAAUAAGCCUUUAACCAAAUGAUAACGGAUUAACCAAUAAAGGCACAAAGGCGCUUGCUUUAUUGGGUUUAUAGUAUAUAAGCCCAUGGAGCAAAGACCUGAGCAAAAGAAGAUGGAGCCACUUGAGAGAGUUGCGCCUAUAUAUAUACAUGUACGUACAAUUACAUACAUGUAUAUAUAUAUGGUGUCAAAUUAUUACAACACUUAAUGGAGACACAUUUUCACUCUAACCACUCGAGAUGACAAGCAACAAUGGAGAAGAGAAAAUCCGCAAAAAGAAAACAAAAUGGAAGAGCCGAGCCAGCCCUUGAUGAUGGACUUACAUUUUUCAAGAGAUAGCUUUAAGCGUGUUUAACAAUUUUACGAUAAGAGAAAAAUUAAAGAGCUACAUAUGUAUAUUUACAUGUGUAACUUUUUAGCAUGUUUUUCUUUUUUAUCUGUUUUUCACCUUUUAGCAAAAAAAAAAAAAAAAAAAACAUAAAAAAGAGUAAUUUUCACCUUUUAUGAAAUGAGAUUUAUAAUUUAUAAGUUCGUAGAGUUGCGUAGAAUAAUAUAUAUAUUAUAUAUAUGUGUAUAUAUGUGCCUAUAUAUGUGCGUAUAUAUGUAUGUACCUAUAUAUGUACCUAUAUAUGUACCUAUAUAUGUACCUAUAUAUAUAUAUCUUUUAUUCCUACCAUUUUAUAUACCCAUUGAUUAUUUAUCUCCAUAUAAUAAUUCCUGACAGCUUAUAGAACAAAACCAUAGCAUAAGAAAUAACCCCCUUUUUUUUUUUUUUUAUUAUAUAUAUAUUUAUAACCAAUAUAUAUAUAUCCCAUUUUAUUUUUUUAUAUUUACCAAAAAAAACAAAAAAAAAAUAUAUAAUCGUGUACAUUUUUCUUAUGUAGAUUAUAUGAGAGAUUGAUUAUAUAUAUUUUUAUAUAUUUUUUUAACGUAUUAAGUUCUUUGAAGUAAUUUUAUUUACU
Plasmodium vivax (malaria parasite P. vivax) is the source of this 1717-nucleotide messenger RNA. RefSeq names its product early transcribed membrane protein (ETRAMP). The record is from RefSeq and is a predicted model, not a curated record. Lineage: Eukaryota; Apicomplexa; Aconoidasida; Haemosporida; Plasmodiidae. The transcript has a single exon. The coding region runs from base 418 to 750 and encodes 110 amino acids.